Penaeus vannamei (Pacific white shrimp) is the source of this 350-nucleotide messenger RNA. Its product is annotated as neuropeptide-like protein 31. The record is from RefSeq and is a predicted model, not a curated record. NCBI's taxonomy places the organism in Eukaryota, Metazoa, Arthropoda, Malacostraca, Decapoda, Penaeidae.
UUCACAGCAAGAACAUUCUCUCAACAUGAAGCAGUUCUCGAUGGCUCUGGCUCUGGUGGUGGCCCUGGCAUGCCUGGUGAGCUGGACCAGCGCCAUGCCUCAGCCUGACCCCGCGGCUGACCCUGGCCCCGCGGCUGACCCUGGCUACCGUCGCUUCGGUGGAUUAGGAUAUGGUGGAUACGGCUACGGCGGUCGUGGAUUCGGAUACGGGGGCUACGGCUAUGGAGGAUACCACCGAAGCUAUUACGGAUAAGGAUAUCCUGCUUACAGCUGUUGAAAAGAACACCCUGAGCAGCACUAUAACAUUUUCACUUCCUCCAUUUCUUCUCAAAUAAAAUUCAUGAAUUAAU